AUGAGAGCUGACGUGCCCUUGCCUGAGACCAAAGCCCCUUAUCUGGUCCUGGAAAAUAUGUCGUCUAUGCACUCAAAAGGCGUCUACGUCAUCUCCCUUGCUGGUAGGAAGGCGUUGAAGCUUGGCCGAGGCCACGAGAGUGACGUACGAAUAGCCGACGUUUCUAUAUCGCGGUGGCAUGCAACGGUGUCGAUCGCGGACGAUGGACGGUUCAUUCUGGAAGACCAUAAUUCGAAGUUCGGGACGCUGGUGGCAAUGCGGCGGCCGAAAUUGAUCAACGCCUCGACAGGUGACGAUGUGGCUGAUGCCAGUGGCCCAAUAUUGACGGUUCAGGCCGGGAGAACGGUUUUCAGGAUUAGCACGAGGAAGCCCAGCGGUACUCGUCCUCACUCUGAACGAAACAGGGCGGCGGUAUGCGCUAUCAGCAUGGAUAGGAGUAGUGUCGGUCUCAAUAGUCAUCUGGCUUGGUUACGCGGCGUUUGCUUGCCAGAAACUCAAGGGAAACGCGUUUCUGCUGUUGCCAGGACGACCUCUGCUCGGUUACUCGGUCAGACCCAGAUCGUGAAAGCCGCCGCGACUUCAGGAAAAUACUCGACCGCUAAGAUGCUUGGAUCGACAGCAGCCGCGAUGCUGUUGAAUCCGGGGUCAGCUGAGCACGUAUACGAGAUGUUACCUACCCCGAUGAAUCUAUGUUUCUGGUGGGGAAUAAGACUAGAGUACCCCGCGCUGGCAUUCGGCCUGGGGUCCUUCGCCGUUCUAGUCUGCCAGUUGAUCACCGGUAUGGUACUCCAGCCGGUAUUGAAAGCUGGGGGGAACGGGGCAGAGGGUGUCACAGCGGACAAGAUUCAGCUCUGGUAUUUGACUUUGAUAUGA
This is a messenger RNA of Perkinsus marinus ATCC 50983, 873 nucleotides long. RefSeq lists its product as hypothetical. The transcript has 9 exons. Lineage: Eukaryota; Perkinsozoa; Perkinsida; Perkinsidae. The coding region runs from base 1 to 873 and encodes 290 amino acids. The record is from RefSeq and is a predicted model, not a curated record. Gene Ontology annotation, molecular function: protein binding.